AUGGCAAAUUCAUUCUCGGGUCGCACAAUUGCUAUAACGGGUGGAUGUUCUGGAAUUGGGCUUGCAACGACGCAGGCUCUACUCAAUGCUGGAGCCACAGUCUACAUUGCAGAUGUGCUAAAGGCACCACAGGAGCUGGAAGGAAAGGCCAAUGUGCAUGUUAACAAAUGCGACAUCACAAGUCGUGAAGCAUGCAAAACAUUCAUCGAUUCUAUCCCUGGGAACCUUGAUGGCCUUGUCAACUGCGCAGGGAUCUGUCCAGUCGAAGGCAAAAUGGCAAGCGACGAGCUUUUCGAGCGGAUUAUGUCAAUCAAUGUCACAGGAUCGUGGUACAUGGGCACGGAAGCGAUCCAAAGGAUGACUCAGCAAAAGCAGCACUCGAGUGAAGGCCUGCUACCAGGAAGUGAGAGAACGAUUGGUGCUGGAGUUAUCGUAAACAUCGCCAGCGGAGCGUCUCUCCGUGGCAUUGCUGGUCUCGGCGCUUAUUGCACUUCAAAGCAUGCCGUGUUGGGGAUGACACGUUCUUGGGCUAAGGAAUGGCCUACUCUUCGAGUGAAUGCAGUUGCCCCUGGUGUGACGGAUACGCCCCUUUCUAGGGGUGCUACCAGCAGCACCGGAGAUCCUGAAGAUUUGAAGAAGCUCUCUUCUGCCCUCUCCUCUAGGAUACCACUGGGGAGGAUGGCAUAUGCCACAGAUAUCGCCGAUGUCAUCUUAUUUGCUUUGUCAGAUGCCGCCAGUUUCAUGACAGGGCAGGUAAUCCCAGUCAAUGGAGGAUCGGAUUGA
Molecule: messenger RNA, 783 nt
Organism: Exophiala mesophila
Lineage: Eukaryota; Fungi; Ascomycota; Eurotiomycetes; Chaetothyriales; Herpotrichiellaceae
Exons: 3
Coding region: 1-783 (260 amino acids)
Molecular function (GO): oxidoreductase activity
Source: RefSeq, a predicted model, not a curated record